Pieris napi is the source of this 231-nucleotide messenger RNA. RefSeq lists its product as uncharacterized. The transcript has 3 exons. NCBI's taxonomy places the organism in Eukaryota, Metazoa, Arthropoda, Insecta, Lepidoptera, Pieridae. The record is from RefSeq and is a predicted model, not a curated record. The coding region runs from base 1 to 231 and encodes 76 amino acids.
AUGAAUAGAGGUGUAUUCAAACGUGUUUUACGGCAUUUUCUGUCGUAUAGUAUAAAUAAAUGUGAUCUUAAUACGAUGGUAGGAAAUGUUAAUUUCUUUUUGAGAGCGUUGACUGUUAAUAUUGAUAAAAGAAAUACUAAACCGAUAUCUGUGAUAUCCUAUAUCCUAACAAUAAUUGGUCUAAUCUGUUAUUACUACGUGUAUGUGGUUUCUGUGGCUUGGUAUGUAUAA